Molecule: messenger RNA, 1950 nt
Organism: Diaporthe amygdali
Lineage: Eukaryota; Fungi; Ascomycota; Sordariomycetes; Diaporthales; Diaporthaceae
Product: UV-damage endonuclease
Exons: 3
Coding region: 1-1950 (649 amino acids)
Biological process (GO): nucleotide-excision repair; mitochondrial DNA repair; response to UV
Cellular component (GO): nucleus; mitochondrion
Molecular function (GO): endonuclease activity
Source: RefSeq, a predicted model, not a curated record
AUGCCGCCGCGCAAUAGAAAGAAAGCACCUGCACCUUUGGGGGCUGAGGACAGCCAGUCAGCCCAUGCUGCGGUCGCCUCAAACCCUCCUGAAGUCGCAUCGCGGGGUCCAAGGAGAUCGUCACGUCGCUCUGGCAGAUCCCCCAUGACUAGGGAGAAGGGCGCUAGCAACACGACAAAUCAAGACCAGGUCGACACAAUGGAUGUUAGUGAGGCAUCGUUAUCCACAGCGCCGGUAGAGCAUGUCGCAAAACAACUAGAGAAUGAAGAUUCAGACGCUGCCAAAGCCCUACGGCGCCUGGGAGAAAUGGAGACGUCCUUCAAGAAGGACAUCAAGAGGCGGAGGUUGCAGAUCGAGGAGAGCAUGGUCGAAGAUGCAGGUGCCAACCGGUCAGCGCCAGCAAUGAGGUCCCGAGUGGUCCGGAGUGCAAGCGAUGUUGUCCACUUGGAUCAUGUCCUGCUCACCCCGGACGAGGAAAAGGAGCAUGCAUGGGAGCCUCCAGUAGGCGGAGAAAGUGUAGCGGACGAUGAGCCCCUAGAAGUCGUCAAGGGAGCCAACCGCCCACCUGCCGUCAACAGUGACUACCUCCCACUUCCAUGGAGAGGUCGAUUAGGCUAUGCUUGCCUGAACACGUACUUACGCGCCGCCAAACCUCCAGUCUUCAGUUCCAGGACGUGCCGCAUAGCAUCGAUCCUGGAACAUCGGCAUCCCUUGGCAGACCCAUCGCAGCCUGAACAUCCUACCAAAAAUCGCCCAGACAGGACCAAGAAGGCAGAGAUAUCUCGAGGCCAAAGGUAUGUAGAGAAUCUCGGCCUGGCCAAUGCGAAGGAUAUCGUCAAAAUGCUUCAGUGGAACGAAAAGUUUGGCAUCAAAUUCAUGAGACUGAGCUCAGAAAUGUUUCCAUUCGCGAGUCACGAGGAAUAUGGGUACAAGCUAGCGCCAUUCGCAUCUGUGGCUCUCGCCGACGCUGGCAAAAUCGCGGCGGACUUCGGGCACCGUCUCACAACUCAUCCUGGGCAGCUCGGGUCACCCAGAAAGCAGGUUGUAACCAAUGCAAUUCGAGAUCUCGAAUACCAUGAUGAGCUGCUGUCACUCCUAAAAUUGCCCCCUCAGCAGGAUCGGGAUGCUAUUAUGAUUCUUCACAUGGGAGGGACAUUUCCUGAUGCAGGUGGCAAGCCAGCCACCCUUGAUCGCUUUCGCCAAAACUACGCCUCUCUCUCUGAAUCGAUCAAACGUCGCCUUGUCCUGGAGAAUGAUGAUGUGUCGUGGUCAGUCCACGACCUGCUACCUAUCUGUGAGGAGCUCAAUAUCCCCAUGGUCCUCGACUAUCACCACCACAACAUAGUAUUUGAUGCCGACCAAAUCAGAGAGGGCACAUAUGAUAUCUCACAACCGGAGAUAAUGGAGCGCAUCACAAGGACCUGGACGAGAAAGGGAAUCAAACAGAAGAUGCAUUACUCCGAGCCAUGUUACGGUGCCGUCACACCCCGUGAUCGGAGAAAACACAGCCCUCGCGUGGCGACGUUACCGCCGUGCCCUCCCGAUACGGACCUCAUGAUCGAGGCCAAGGAUAAGGAACAAGCUGUGUUUGAGCUCAUGCGCAGAUUCAAAUUGCCUGGCUUCGACAAGGUGGCCGACAUGGUGGCACAUGAGCGUGGUGACCAAGAUAGACCACCGGAGAAGGUCAAAAAGACCAAGAAGCCGUCGUCGCGGAAGAAGAAGAGGAAGGCCAGCGAAGAUACCCCUGGAGAUACCGACGGGGCCUGCAAUAUUGGUGAGGCUGAUUUUGCAGCAAAGACUCCUGCUCCUGACCCUGGCUUGACGGUGACUCCUGAGGAAUUCGGAAUGGGUGGGCCUCUCGGCAGGGUAUAUUGGCCUAUCGGAUUUGAGGACUGGUUGUUUCCCAAAAAGAGGGAGAAGAAGGUGAAGGUUGAAGAUGGCAAAGCUUAA